CGAUCAAGCAACGUUUCGUAGCAGAAAUUUAGCAGCCAUGUCUAAGCUUACGAUUCUCUUUGUCAUCAUUUCGGCUUAUGAAGUCCUCGGCAAAGGUGUAACAAAAGAACAGCAUACAACAGACUCCAAGCCCGAACAGUCGGGCUAUGCCCCUUUGAUUCUACCUCCUCCAAUUGGAGCACACCUACCCCUUGACCACGGUGCUGGUAUUGGCAGUGGUGCCGCCAUCAAUAGUGCAGGAGCAGCCAGUGCAGCUCAACUCAGUGCUAUCCAGAACGCUCAAGCAGCACAAGCCGCUCAGAUCGGAAACGCCGCUGCCGCCGGUAUCCAAAAUGCCCGCGCUGCAGAAAGUGCCGCAAGAGCAGGACAAGCCAACGCUAUUCAAAAUGCUCAAGCACUCGACGCCGCUCGUAUCGCAAACAUACAAAGAGCUCAACAAGCGGCUUAUGAAAACGCAAGAGCGGCUGAUGCAGCAAGACGAGCCGCUGCAGCGAGCUCACUGGAACUCUCCCGAGCAAUAGAAGCAGAACGCGUUGCCAACGCAGCCCGAGUCCAAGCUGUUGCGAUCGCCAACGCCCGAGCUGUCGAAGCGGGUCGUAUCGCGAAUGCGGCGAGAGCUCAAGCCUCUGCCGUAGCUGCUAGUGCCGCUCAGGCGCAAGCUGUAGCAGACUCUGUGGCCAGGCAAGCUCAGGAUGGUGCCCUACUCCUCGGAACUGCUCCAGUCUACCCUGCACCUCCAGUCUACGGUCCUCCGAUCCUAGCUGCCGGUCCAAUCUACGGUCCUAUCCCAUAUGGCAUCCCAUACGGUGGCGGCUACGGUUAUGGUCACUAAGUUAAUAGAGGUCCAGUAAUAGUUCCCGGUAUUCUAAACACAAGACAAGACAAUACAUCCACAUCCAUUUCCAAACGACUUACAGAAAUGGGUAGCGGCAGAAUA
Molecule: messenger RNA, 937 nt
Organism: Leptidea sinapis
Lineage: Eukaryota; Metazoa; Arthropoda; Insecta; Lepidoptera; Pieridae
Exons: 3
Coding region: 38-832 (264 amino acids)
Source: RefSeq, a predicted model, not a curated record